AUGAGUCUUCUGGCUAAUCCUCUGGCCUUUGAAAUCACCGCAAUCACUUUCUUCAUCCUCCUUCUAAUUUGCUUCAUUUGCAUCCUCCUUUUAUUGGUGGUUUUUUUAUAUAAAUGUUUCCAAAGCAAGAAAGAUGUACAGACAGAAAAACGCCCUUGUGCAGAUGGUAAUGGAGGUGAAGGUUGUUUAGCUGCUAAUGUGGAGGCGAACAUUUCAAGAGACCAAGAAAAGACUCUCCUGACACAAAUCAUAGACUUGAACGCACCCAUGAGGCCUGGCAUUCUUGUCCAGAGACGGAGUAAAGAAGCGUUGAUCACACCCUUAGAAGAGAAAGAAAACAUGGAAGAAGAGGGGGAGGACAUAGUAAGAGAGAAGCAAGAACCUAAGAAUGCUGAAGGAAAUGGUCAAGAGGAUGAUGAUUUGCAAAAACCACCCAUACCUGUCACCAGAAGUCAAUCAGCUGUUGAAAACCACAGAAGACCUUUAAAAGGAGUGACAUUUUCUAGGGAGGUAAUUGUUGUGGACCUUGGGAAGGAAUACCCGAAACCUCAAAGCUACCCUUUAGAACAUAAAGAGAGAAAAUUAGCUCAGAAAAGUGUGGGAACAGAAUAUGAUUGCGGCGUGAAGCGCGUGCGCACAGCACAGACCACAGCGCACCGUGCGCGCGCUCCGAGCUGGAGUCUGUCGCACCGCGAAAAGGGUGAUCAAGUGCUCGGGGCGCAUCCUCCAGGACCAGGUUCACCGAAUACCGCGGCCGAAGGUCCCCUUCCUGGGCUCUGCACUUGCGAGUCCCCUGGCGGGCCCGGGGCUCCUGGAUCGCGCCCCUCUCCAGCCGUACUUCUCGGACGCCUUGCCCCCAUCACCCCUGCCUCCCAGACCGUGCGACCCCGUUUGGCCUUCGCGGCCUCCCGGCCCCAACUCUGCACUGCUCCGCGCGACCCCGCCUCCGGAUCCCCGGCAGGGCUCCUGCUCUCUCCGCGCCCCGCAGCGGGGCGGGGCGGCGCAGGGGGCGGGAUUUUCUGGCACCUUCUGGGCGCCGCGAACGCUCGGAUCUCGGGCUCGGAGGCCGGAAACGUCGCUAUGGAGCCGCAGGGCAUCCCGCACGGAGGCCCUUUCUUGUUCUCCGCGGAGGCUGCUCCGUCAGCGUAG
Puma concolor (puma) is the source of this 1149-nucleotide messenger RNA. NCBI's taxonomy places the organism in Eukaryota, Metazoa, Chordata, Mammalia, Carnivora, Felidae. The record is from RefSeq and is a predicted model, not a curated record.